Molecule: messenger RNA, 1170 nt
Organism: Penicillium expansum
Lineage: Eukaryota; Fungi; Ascomycota; Eurotiomycetes; Eurotiales; Aspergillaceae
Product: SGNH/GDSL hydrolase family protein
Exons: 4
Coding region: 1-1170 (389 amino acids)
Molecular function (GO): hydrolase activity, acting on ester bonds
Source: RefSeq, a predicted model, not a curated record
AUGCCGCAGUUGGUCGAGCCUGCUAACCUACCUCCUGCUCCAUUUAAUGGAUCCACUUCUGUCUUUAGCAAUACUACCAUUCGUCAAACACUCCAGGUUUCAGUAGCUGCACAGGAGAUCCGUAUCCGACUGUCUAAUGCAUUCGGGACAAACGAUCUCAAGAUCACCAAUGUGACUAUUAGCCUACCAGCGGGCCAGCAGGUGGGAGUCAGUGGUCUACAGACAGAGACAUUGAAAACUGUAUUCUUCAAUGGAAGCCCAGAUGUGGAGAUCCCAAACGGUGGGCUGGUUGUGUCGGACCCAAUGCAAUUCCCCGUGAAGGCUCAAUCGGCUCUUAUGAUCAACAUAUAUCUCGCAGAGGGACAGCAAGGUUUUUCUAUUACUGGCCAUCCUGGGAGUAGAACGACUUCAUACCUGGGUUUUGGGGAUUGGACUGCCGCAGGGAACCUCACUGACUCAUCUGUUCAAAGCACGGAUCAUUGGUACUUUAUCAGUGGAGUAGAAGCCUGGCUCCAUUCUGAGUCUAGCGGCUUCGUUAUCAUUGGCGAUAGUAUUACUGAUGGGCGAGGAAGCACGACAAAUGGAAAUGACCGUUGGCCGGAUCUAUUGCUGGCAAGAAUGCAAAAGUACAAAUCCACAUCAAAUAUCGGCAUUCUCAACCAAGCCGCUGGCGGAAAUCGAAUCCUACAAGACGGCCUAGGUCCAAAUGUGAUUAGCCGUCUUGAUCGGGAUGUCUUAGCACAAUCUGGAGUACAAUAUGCGAUGAUCUUCGAAGGCGUUAAUGAUAUUGGCGUCGCUGAUAGUGAUGCAGCCACGCAAGCGGAGAUCGAGAAGAAGCUUGUUGCGGCAUAUAAACAAAUCGCGGCAAGGGUGCAUGCCUUGGGUAUUCCGGUAUUUGGAGCUACUAUCACGCCAUUCGGGUCGUCGGCGACCUCCGACUAUGUGCAGCCUUACUCAAGUGCCGAGCGGGAGAGGACUCGUCAACGAAUUAAUAAAUUUAUCCGGGGAAGUGGCGUGUUUGACGCGGUACUGGAUUUUGACCGCGUGUUGAGGGAUCCGCAGGCGCCAUCUCAGUUGCUGGAAAAAUAUGACUCAGGAGACCAUCUUCAUCCUACUGUGGCGGGGUAUCAAGCAUUGGCUGAUUAUUUUCCUCUUGGGGUAUUUGAGUGA